Neurospora crassa OR74A is the source of this 2291-nucleotide messenger RNA. RefSeq lists its product as hypothetical. The record is from RefSeq and is a predicted model, not a curated record. Gene Ontology annotation, molecular function: DNA-binding transcription factor activity, RNA polymerase II-specific; zinc ion binding. NCBI's taxonomy places the organism in Eukaryota, Fungi, Ascomycota, Sordariomycetes, Sordariales, Sordariaceae. The transcript is spliced from 3 exons. Bases 359 to 1414 code for a protein of 351 amino acids. Gene Ontology annotation, biological process: regulation of DNA-templated transcription.
CCUCGAGUCAGUCCCGACCAGGGCUUAUGCUCAUCCCAUUCUUCUUCUUCAAGUACGCACUUGCAGACCAACUGUACCUUGCCCUUGUCCUUGGUUUCUUUUGGAAUCUCGUUUUCGUUUAUAUAUCUACUGCUAGCCCCUCGUUCUCUGAGCUACUAUCACUUACAACUCAGCCUGGAAGUCUUGCAGUUACCCCUCCACAAAGUUGGACGACUAACAACUAUCUUACCUAAACAUACGCCAAGAGAUUCACUGACAUCCUUUCGACGACCCAUCUAAUCGGCCAACAACCAAACAACAAGGAGCUCCACCACCUCACCCAUCUUCCUGCUCUUCACAACAGUUGAUCACAUCCACAAUGGAAGGCUUACCCACCCCACCGAACGAGGAGCACCUCAAAACGCAGGCUCCAAAGAGAACACACUCCAACUCCAAGGUUGUCAAGCCAGUACACCGCGGCGGCUCAAAACGCACCAGCGCACAUGGACACCCUCAGUCCCCAUCAAUAGACAGCCACAGCCACAGCCAUUCAGUUGGCGAUGGGAGGCAUAAGAGAGUGUGGAAGGCCUGUGAGAGGUGUAGAAUGAAGAAGACCAAGUGUGAUGGAGAGUUCCCCUGCAAGAGGUGUAAGGACGACGGCCUAGUAUGUACCGCCGGGACCAGGAAGAAGACCGAGUACAAGCAAUUGCCCAGAGGGUACGCUGAGGUGUUGGAAAACACGCAGUUUGCUCUCAUCGCCACAGUCCACAAGCUUUAUGCCAUGGUACGGAGCGGGCAACAAUGGGACCUUGGUGAGCCGGAGCUCAACGACCGUGGCCAACCCGUCAUUCACAACAUUGCUUCCAAGCUUGGCUGCAUCCGACCCAACAGCGAUAUGGACCUUCCUGUGCAUUCCAUCUUCCCUGAGGACGAGGCAGGUCUCGCCGAGCUCGCUAGACAGUUGGAGGAGCAGCAGAAGGCCAACGCCGCGAACAACAGCAGCAGCAACAACAAGCAGGACCGCGACUCAAGUAGAACCGACCGUGCCAGCUCAUCAGAAGUCGACCACUCGGACUUUGAAGACUACCGCAAGACUUUCAACAACGGCACUGCCGUUACCAUGUCACCCGCAAGCCUCAGCUACGGUGAUUUCGACAUCGCCACAGCUACCCCUACUGAUUCAUUCCCCAGCCAGUCUCCUGUCGUGCCGCCUACCACUUUUCCGGCGACAUGGCUCAGCCGUCCGACUUCGAUGGACUUCUCAGCCCCGGAUAAUCUAUCGUAUCUCAGCAUGGAGAUGUUGAACCAGGGCCUUUACGAGUCCAACUUUGGCACCAUCAAGCCCCACGUACUUUCGUGUCCUAACCCCGAGGUCAUGAUGGGAAUGGGUGAUCCGAUGAUGUACUCGGGCUACGACGCCGACCUGCGAAUGUAAGCGAUCGAUGCAUUCGGUAUUAUUCCGGCGUAAAUACCCUGGUACAGAACAACCAACUCGACAACUCGAUAUACACGCACAUACGGACAUGCACUACGGUGCAUCACUACAAUCAGUACAUGGCAUCAUGGAAUCGGGGUUAACGAAAAUGGCUACACAAGCGACUCUCGGGUUUCAAAACAGUUCAUUGGGUGGAUCGGACAAUUUGCUUAGGGGUUUCGGCAAUACGGAGCAAGGCAGCAUUUGCAAAAGGCGUAUCAACAGACAAGGGGAACAACAACCAAAUGGAGGGGUAGCUCGCCGUGAUGAUUUUUCAUCAAGCACCGCAGCACAAGAGCAAACCUUUUUCACUUCUCUCUCUCUUUUCUCUCCUAGAGCUAGAGAGAGUUAUCUUUCAUUACCACUCAUUCCAAUUGGCGGCAAGGAGUUUAUGGUGCACGUUGGUGGGUUGUGUGGCUUGGCUUCGCAUUUUCAGGGAGAGAUUGGGCUUUGUUGGCUUUUUGGCUUAUACAGGUGUUGGAUUUUGGGCGGGUAUUGGUCGGUUGGUAACCUGGGUUUGGGGGUGUUGGUUGGCUCUUUUUUUUUUAUUUUGUUCUGAAUGCAUUGCAUGGCUACUUUACCUUGCUUAUCCUUGAAGGAUGGUCAAUGUCAGCAAGCCCGAACGGGGUCUUUUUUCCUCGCCGUCUUCGCCUUUUCCAGGGUCUCACGCAGGUUGGGGGGGAAAACCCACAGUCACACAACAAGUCGGUGGUUUCAAGUUACCGGACGCCGAGAUUUGUUUCCUGCGUGUCUCCAUAAGCGAGAUGUUUAGUCACUUUUGCAUUCAGUAGAGAUACAACGAUGCUGCGUACCUGCAGCUACGAAUACAGCAGCGAAG